Trypanosoma brucei brucei TREU927 is the source of this 2394-nucleotide messenger RNA. RefSeq lists its product as hypothetical. The record is from RefSeq and is a predicted model, not a curated record. The transcript has a single exon. Lineage: Eukaryota; Euglenozoa; Kinetoplastea; Trypanosomatida; Trypanosomatidae. Bases 1 to 2394 code for a protein of 797 amino acids.
AUGGCGCAACACUCAGAAGCAUCAGACCCCGGAAGUAGCCUGCGCUGGGUCCUGUAUGAAGAUGUGUAUUAUGCCGCAAUCGUAGUUCCUGCAGAAGAGGCACCAGUGGAUGUCCCUGCUGAUAAUCAGUUUGUGUACUUCCUCGGUAGUGAAUCCGGCUCUGUUGUUCCCUUAACCGCUGUUGAGCCGUUUGAUAUGAAUAAUCAAGAGCGCAUGAACCACCCAGCCGCUGCUGCCGGUGUCGCGGUUGCUAAGCAACUCAUCAUGGGAACAGGUAGUGGAGAAAACGAAUCUGCAGAUGGUGAUAAUGAGUGGACGGCGAGGCCCAGCAGAGAAAAAAGGACAAAGAAAGGAAAAGAGAGGAAAGCUACUGGAAAAAAGAGAGAUGGUGCUGCCGUUCCCCUCAAGAAAACGAGGAAGAACGCGCGUAUUAUGGAUAACGAGGAUGAUUACACAGCAAGCAGCAGCGACGAAAGAAACAGUGGCACCUCAGAAGGUUCCGAGGAGAGCUCUUUUAGCAGAGAGGAUGAAGAAGAAGAAGAGGGGGUUGGGUUGGGGCACUGGCGAGAAAUCGAGAAAAGUUUGGGUUUCACACCAACAUCCAAAGGGAAGAAAGGGUCCAACGCCACCAAGAACACUUCUCGCCGCGGCUUCUCCUCUCCUUCUGAAAGACGUCCAGGGGAUUAUGUUGGAUUCUUUGACAGCUGCGCCGGGUCUCCUGUAGCCCCCUUUGUUGCUGAAAUAAACUAUUACCACCGCAAAGCAGUCGAUGAGGCUAAAGCUAGUGAUUGUGCUCUCAAUUUACAACAGUCUGCGCUUAUUCGCGCUGUAGAGGCGAGGCUGGUGGCCUUACGGGCAGAAGUUCUGCACCUUAGGCGAUUGAUACGCGACGCAGAAAGUGAGAAUGAGGAGCAGCUAGAAACCGAGGAACUAAAAAAUAUUCGGAAUCGGAUAAAAUUUCUGGAGGAUUCGUUCAGCGUGGAGGAAAUUGUUAAACAGGAACUUCAUAUGGAGAAGAUAACGCCUCCGCAGCACGAACGGAAGCGCAGAAGGGCAGCAACCCAGCUUUUCUCGUUUGUCGAUACCUCUUUUGGCUACUUGUUGGAUGCAGCGUCCGCCACGGCCCUCCCACGCGAGUCGGCGGCUGCUCUGCUGGACGUUUACGGCUCCCAGAAGCGGGAACGGGAACGGUUUGUUGCAUCCAAACAGGGUCUCGGAAAGUUAGGUUUGAGAGCUCCAAAGGCUUCUGUGAUGGAAAACUGGCGGAGGUCCCGUGAGAUGAUUGUUCUCGACCCCAUGAGUGAUAAGCGACCGGUCUCCAGGCGUUUCUCCCAGACACUCAGGAAGGUGGACCAGCGUGCAAGGGAGUGCUACAACGCUGCUUCCCACAAAACAAACGAUAUCAUUCCGAGGCAGCGAAGGCCGACCACCAUAUACAACUUUAACGACCUCAGGUUUGAGAAUGAACGUCACUCAGAAAGUUGUAUGGAAGAUGGCGUUGAUUUGGUUGGUUACAACGCCCUCGGGCUUGGCUUUAAUGUUACUACCGAUACCGCCGUCGCAAUCGACGCGGACGCCGAUAUCCCAGUACUUUCUCCACUCAAAACAAGUUUUGACCCACGUGCGACUUUUAUUAUCGAUGCAAGUGCGACAGCACCCGACUCCCUAGCCGCCCAGCAACAUGGAUACUACAGUGCGCAGUGCAGCCAAACUCUUCGCUUACCGUCACAGGAGUCCUUAUGGGGAAGGAGUGAAGUGCCUGAUGCUGCAGGAUGCGAUGCCACUAUGGCAAGUCAACAUAUGAGGAGCAUUUCACGCACUGGUCGAUCGCUAAGCCGUGCAGGCUCAAUGUCCCGUGCAUCUUCGAGAGCAUCAUCCGUGAUGUGGGAUGCAACUAGCGGCACUUCUAGGAAACACGGCAGAAGUAAUGCAAGUAGUGUAGCCCGCGGCUCGCGAAACGCCGGUGAUUGGAGAAGCUCGGCGAAACGUGUUAUUCUCGAACAAUUAACAUUGUACCUUCGUGGACUUCGCGGUAAACCUGCCGUGUUAAAUAAGGAGGACUUCUCUCACACUGCUAAGGAACUACUUGGGCGGGCUCUUAAAGCAGAGUCAAAACGCAAGGGAAUCUCACUGUCACUUCAGGCAACCAAUCUCCGAGCCACAUUGGAGAAAGAUGUUGAGACUCGCCUGCGCAAAUCUGUGGAUAAUUAUGUCCUUCGCCACUUUGUAAAUAACCAGGUGCCCAACCGCCACAAGAGUGUCGACAUCGACUCUGGCAGCCAUGCGAGCAAGCACCGCAGUGAGACUCGUCGUCGUGAAGAUGAUGGAGAGGAGAAUCGCACCACUAUUAUUAAUGAAGACCGUGAAACUGACUCACCGGUGUACGACCAGUAA